Messenger RNA from Amoebophrya sp. A120, 402 nucleotides. Lineage: Eukaryota; Dinophyceae; Syndiniales; Amoebophryaceae. The record is from the annotation of a GenBank genome assembly.
CGUGCUUGCGUCCGUGGGCUCCUCCGGCUCCUUGCAUUGGUCGGCCGCCAAAGCCGUGCAGGCCGGCUGGUAGUGAAGUAUGUCAAUAGCAGAGCGGAGGCGCGCCCGGCCCUUGGCAACGGCCCCGCCCUGCUCCUCUUUUGUAUGGCGCGCCCGCCGGCGCCUAGGGCGAAGCUUCCUUUGGGCCUGGCAGCCGCCCGUCCCCGUUCGCUCUGCCCGGGGGCGGGCCCCUUUCUUUGCAUUGCCACCGCCAUACCCCCCGCCCGGAUGGAGCAGGCGCGAGUCUGCCUCCAGGACGUCCUGCUUGUUAUGUGUGUGUGUGUGUGCCGCAGUGGUAUUCGCGACACCAACCAGCGAAAAGGAGGCGUGGCUCGCCCGGGAGGGUGGCAUACUCCCUCGCAC